AUUUACAUUCACUGUUUUUAAUGUAUUACAAAGUCCAUAUUCAAGUUCCUCGAGAGUGACAAGGAAGCAAUUCGGUCUCAAAGUUAAGGGGCGGAUUACUGUUUUCGAAUUGACGUUGAUGCAUGUGGUAUUUACCCAGAAUUAUUACAAUUUUGCAGGUUUUAAGUAUUAAUAAUCGUUAAAAAAACCUCAGCACAUGCGCAGUUAAGACGUUCUUACGCUCAUUUCCGAACUGGUCAUUCAGUCUUCCGACCGCAUCAAAAUCAUCUUAAAAUUAAUUUUAAAAAAAAUGACGUUGGCAACCAAUUUUGUGCGUGAGAUAUGUCGAGGCCUGUUUGUGAGAAGUGGAAUUAUUGCGGAUACUGCGAAGUGCAAGUCGGACACAAAAUACCGUAGGACAAAGCUAGCUCGAACGGCUAGUUGAGUCGCUGUAGUUUGACGAUUGGAGAAUUAUUUAUACUAUACACGCCAACCGCAAUAUACAAACAUUGUUCUAGAAAUUGCGAGUAUUGUCAGCACAUAUGAUGACAACUUUACUCGUUACCUUUAAUUACGAGCUAACGGCCUCGGAUGAUUCGAAAUACAAAUUUUAAACAAGAACACGCUGAGUUGAAGGGAAAUUGGAAAAGUCGCCGCAUUUACUGUCAGGACUCGAAGGGAAAUAAAUAUGAAUACAGGUGUGCAACUUCCAUUGUCUGCGUUGCGCCUCCUGGUCUCACCGGUUAAGAUCGUUUCUGCUGCAAUCUGGCAAAUCAUCGAGCAUCGAGUUGUGGCUGAUUAUGGCAUGCUGGAGGAUUUUGUUUCCAUGGUGACAGACGUUGUGCCAGAGUUGCUGACCAACUGUCAGCGGACACAACUCGUCCUGGGCCUCAGAGCACAGCUGAUCCUGGAGUUAUGUCGUUUCGAAGGCGAGGCUCAUUCCAGUGAUGUAGAGCAACACCUGGAUAGGAUGAACAUCCUUGUCAAGACCUGUGCUGUAAACGACGAUGUUAAUCCAUGCGCAAGUUUUGUGGAUUUUGUGAAAUACUUGCUGAACAAUCCUGCAGAGAGGGAACACUUUUUCACUGAGGUUUUUCCCAAGGAGUUUGGCCCAUCAUACGAUAAGGCUCUUAAGUCCCUGAUGGAACUCUUUCUUUCCAGACUUGAGACAUUUCUCCCUGGGCAAACCUUCCAACAGGUUGCCACCACGUGCGGUGAGGUGUCCUCUGUUCUGGGAGACUCCUUGAAGACCAUGCGGAGCUGUGAUGCGCUCAGAACUCUGCUUCGGCAUCACAAGUCCCGCAACCUUCUUGGACACAAUGAUAUUUACUCGGAUGACACCUCCAUCGUGUCUGCUCUCAAGUGUGCCGCAGUCAAAGAUAUUUUCUUGCAGGAGACUCUUGCAUGUACAUCUUCUCCACAUAAAGAAGCUAAAACAACCACCACAGGGAAUCGGGGCAUGGUAGCGCUCGAUGAAGCUCCUGGAAUGGUUGAGUGUGCUUCUAAAGAAAUCCCAAAUAAUGAAGAAAAUGUCGAAAGUCAAAUGAGAACGGAUAGCUGCGUUGAAGGGAAAACACUUGAUGGGUCUUUACAGUCUGGAUCUUUGUGUUUGAACCAAGGACCAAGGACGAAAACGACUUUGGCGGAAGAGAACAAAGUUGGGCUUGGCGGUAAAGAGGAGCUCCCGGUUAAGAAAUCCGUUUCCAGUUCGAUGAAAGCAUCGAUGGUGAUACCUUCGGAUUACUCUGACAUCGAAGACAAUGGAAGCGAAGAAUCUUCCUGGUCUUUCUACUCAGAUGAGGACUCUCGCGGUUAUCCAAGUCCGUGGUCCGGAUGCUCUGGUGAGGAUGUGACCUCUGUCGGGUCAUCUCCAAAUGUCUUAAAUAAGGUCACUCCCGUCAGAAACGAAGACAAACUAUCAGCGGCUUGCAGCACAAAGCGUCUCACCAGCCAAAAGAGCGCUCCUCAAAAAAAGCCCCGUCAAGUCAUGUGCUUCAUCUGCAACGAGCAAGUGAGCACCAACCUGAAAACUCACUUGAGAACCCACUUUCCGGACGGUCAAUACACCUGCCCGCAAUGCAACAGCAGGUUUAAACUCUUCUCAUCUCUGAAGAAGCAUUUGGUCAAAAAAUGCUACGAGCACGCUCAGCAGCGGGCGGAACCUGGGCCGGACCAGGAUCUUUAUAAAUGCGACGGCUGCGAAAAGGCCUUCAAGCAUAGCCGGUCACUGGAGGCCCACAAACAGACCCAUGCCGAACUCUAUUGCGGCGUGUGCAGGAAAGUCUUAAAGGACGCCGCGUCGUUGGAACGACAUAAGGCCUCCCACACCGAGUUUCGGUGUACUCGCUGCGAGCAGACCUUCACUCUUUUCAAGCCCUUGCGCAGACAUUAUCAAUAUUUCCACAAGAUUAGCAGACCCUUUAAGUGCAUCUGCUGCUCCAAAACAUUCUCCAGGCUUGAGCAUUUAAUCCGACACGAAUGGAGGGACACCGGUCAGCUGCCGUUAAAGUGCAAUAUUUGCGCCAUGGGAUUUCGAAGCGAUUACGAUCUGGUUUCGCAUCAGAGGGUUCACACAAAGGAGAAACCCUACCUCUGCGGAGAGUGUGGGAAAACCUUCUCCCAGAAGCCCAAUCUGCUGCGGCACCAUCGCCUCAUCCACAGCGAGCAGAAAGACGAAAAGAAAUACUUUUGCGCCGAGUGUCAGACGUCCUUUAAAGAGAAAGGGGCUCUGCUACAGCACCAGAAGCGCAAACACCUCAACGAAGUCACCCGCAGCCGUCUGUGCCCGUACUGCGGGAAGUCAUUCUCGGCGUCAUCCAUCGCUCGGCAUAAGUUGAUCCACACCGGAGAGCGACCUUUAAAGUGCAACGCUCCCGAUUGUGACAAGACCUUCUUGACGGCCACCGAGCGGAAGAAGCACUUUCUCAUGCACCACUCGACCGAACGACCGUUCAAAUGUGAUAUUUGCGGAAAGGGCUUCAUCACAGUCGGGAUACGGAAUGAGCACGUGAAGCUCCAUUCAGGCAAGAAGCCGUUUGUAUGCGAAAUUUGCAUCAAGGGUUUCUCAAAGCGCCACACCUUGAAUAGACACAAGAAACUUGUGCAUGAUGUUCUAAGUUAGGACCCGCUCCAUUUACGAGUUCUGGUCCUUGCGUACCAAAAUUUGAACACAAGUUGAGACGUGUCGUAGUCUUGUCACUAACACAGGAAUGCUAAAUGCUAAUUAAUGACUCCAAAGGGCUAUUCUUCUUCCGUCUAAUCUCGUUUUAAUUCAUAAAAUGGGUCUGAAGAUGACAGAGAUAAAUUUAACCGUGUCAUGGACAGCGGUUACUACAGUGGACAGCUUUUAUCAUGUUAUCGGGUGACAAGGUGCAUGAAAGGGUGAAGUUAUUGAACAACAAUGUUGCGUCAGUAUUUGUGAGAUAAAGGUGUGUUAAUGAAUUUGCCAGUUUCAUCUGCUUUUUUUGUGUAUUAUACUGAAAAUGCUGAAGCUAAACAAAUACCAUUUCGGUUUGGAUGCAAUGAACUUUCUUGUCUGUUUGUUUCUUCCAUAUGUAAACUUUUUUUCUGAUAUUUCUCUUCAGUUAGGAUUCAGGUCGUUUGUACAGAAAACUGAGUACCUGUUCACAAAAUGGCCUACAAGCACACACCUAGGUGCAGCGAUUGAAGUUAUUGGAUACAUGGUUGGUGAUGCAUUUGUAACUUGAUUUGAGAAUAUUUUGCCAUGAACAAAUUAGCAAUGCAUCAUGUUCCUUUUUUUUCAAUGUAAAAAAAAAAGAAGGCUUCCAUCUUUUGCA
Molecule: messenger RNA, 3776 nt
Organism: Hippocampus comes (tiger tail seahorse)
Lineage: Eukaryota; Metazoa; Chordata; Actinopteri; Syngnathiformes; Syngnathidae
Product: zinc finger protein 572-like
Exons: 7
Coding region: 668-3100 (810 amino acids)
Biological process (GO): regulation of DNA-templated transcription
Molecular function (GO): RNA polymerase II cis-regulatory region sequence-specific DNA binding; DNA-binding transcription factor activity, RNA polymerase II-specific
Source: RefSeq, a predicted model, not a curated record